AUGGCAGCAACGUCGCCAAACAAUAUAAGGCGUAAGUACUCAUGGUGGUGGGACAGUCAUAUCUGCCCAAAGAACUCGAAAUGGUUGCAAGAAAAUCUAUCAGAUAUGGAUAGUAAAAUUAAGCUGAUGAUCAAGAUCAUUGAAGAAGAUGCUGAAUCAUUUGCAAAAAGAGCUGAAAUGUACUACCGAAGGCGGCCUGAGCUGAUGACCUUACUUGAGGAGCUGUAUCGUGCAUACCGAGCUUUAGCCGAAAGAUAUGACCAUGCAGCAGGAGAACUCCGACAAGCACAUCGAAAGAUAGCAGAAGCAUUUCCUGAUCAGGUUCUAAUGGACUUGGAUGAUGACCUUCCAGCAGAAACUUCUUCCAUUGGAACUGACAUGGACAAUCCAGACAUGGCUCCAUAUUUUCUCUCUUUCAUCAAUGCUAGUGAUUUGAAAAGGCACGCUAAAGAUGACCAAGAUUACGAGAGGCUGCAUAAAGAACUAGCAAGCUUAUCACAAGAAAACCAAGACCUCAAGGACAGGAUCUCGUCCAUGCUAGAGCAGGGCAACAAGGCUGAGUGUGAGAUCCUUAGCCUCAAGGAGUCCCUUGCUCAACAAGAAGCAGAGAAGGAGGCUGCAGUUUCACUAUGCCAGCAAUCAACUGCUAGAUUACAAAACCUGAAGUCUGAAAUUAUGCAUACCCAGGAGAAAUUCAACAGGCUGAAAGAGGAGAUGCAAACUGAACCGCAACCCUUGAGGAAAGCAGAUGAACAUUUCUUUUUACUUGAAAGAGCUAAUCAGGACUUGCACUUGGAGCUAGAUAAUCUGAAACUUCUGUUGAAACAAAAGCAUGAUGAACUAAAUGAAAAGCAAGCCGAGUUGGAAAAGCUUCAUAUCUCUACAGAAGAAGAGCAUCUCAAGCGUAUGCAAGCAGAAAUGGCGCAGCUUUCUUUGGAAAAACAAUUAUCACUGGCACAAGACAAACUGAGGCAUUUGGCUCUUGAGAAGCAGGAUGAGAUAAUUUCCAUGAAAAAUGUGCAACGAAGACUGGAGGAAGAGAUUUUUCAGCAUGUGGAGGAAAAGAAGACACUUCAACAUGAGCUUUCUCAUCUUAAAGAGGAUAGGAGUGACUUGGAUAGGAAACACUCUACAAUCAAGGAACAGAUAGAAUCUAUGAACUUGAAUGUAGAAUCUCUACAAGCACUUGCACAAGAGCUGAGGGAUGGCAAUGUUGAGCUGAAAGAGUUUGUCAAGAACCAUGAGAGCAUUGAACUUGUGCGUAUUGAUAAUCUGAGAAAGUUGGAGAGGAUGUCAGAGACGAAUGCACAUUUAGAAAAGUCUUUGUCAGCUGCAACAGCUGAGCUUGAGGGAUUGAGGGAGAACAAGGUGGCAUUAGAAGAAUCAUGCAUGCACUUCAGAUCCAAGAUUAGCACUCAUCAGUCUGAGCGAGCUGUGCUUGUUGCAUUGCAGAUUGAGGUAGUUUCUCAGACCAUGGAGGAGCUACUGGAGAAGAAUGUUUUCUUGGAGAAUUCACUAUCUGGCGCUAAUGCUGAACUUGAGAGUUUAAGGAUGAAGUUGAAAGAACUGAAAGAAUCUUCAGAGGCACUCCAAAAUCAGAAUUCUAUGCUUCAAUCUGAGAAGAGAACUCUUGUCCACCAGGUUGAGGGCAUCACUGUAACUCUGCUGAAUUUGGAAAGGCAAUACAAAGAACUAGGAAGGCGACACUCAGAUCUGCAGAAGGAGAAGGACUUGGUGCUUGAUGAAGUGAUCAAGAUACAGGAACAGAUAAGGCUUGAGAGGAAGGAGCAUGAAGAUUGUACACAGUCAAGCAACACUAGAUUAGAUGCUCUACAGAAAAGAUUAGCCUACUGCUAG
This is a messenger RNA of Miscanthus lutarioriparius, 1857 nucleotides long. NCBI's taxonomy places the organism in Eukaryota, Viridiplantae, Streptophyta, Magnoliopsida, Poales, Poaceae. The record is from the annotation of a GenBank genome assembly.